Epinephelus lanceolatus (giant grouper) is the source of this 3372-nucleotide messenger RNA. It is a transcript of the gene afg3l1, whose product is annotated as AFG3-like AAA ATPase 1. Gene Ontology annotation, biological process: mitochondrial protein processing. Lineage: Eukaryota; Metazoa; Chordata; Actinopteri; Perciformes; Serranidae. Gene Ontology annotation, cellular component: membrane; m-AAA complex. The record is from RefSeq and is a predicted model, not a curated record. Gene Ontology annotation, molecular function: ATP-dependent peptidase activity; zinc ion binding; ATP hydrolysis activity.
UCCCGUUGACAUUUCACGCUGUUACUCUUAUUCAAUAACACUUGUUGGUGCAACAAGAUGAAGUUCACGAGUGGAGUUUGAACGAAAAGCUUCGUGUUUUGGACUGAAAGGUUGGGCCCGCGGCACGGGGAGGAUGUCUCAGUUGCUGAGGCUUCUCUCGGCGGCCGCCCUGCCUCUCUGCCGGGCUGGAGGAGCCCGGGCGCGGCUCUCAGCGGUGACGGCAGGACGGCUCCUCACAGCCGGAUUCCGAAGCUCCGCUGCCUCGAGCUAUUGUCGGACUCCAACAAACUUCCUGUCCUGUCGCAGAUUCCAGUUGGUUCAGCGACGACUGUACUCCACUGAACCCAAAGAUGGAAAGGGUGGAGCAGGAGGAGCAGGAGGAGGAGGAAGAUCAUCAGGUGGAGGGAAGAGAGGAGGAAAAGACUGGUGGAGCCGAAUGCAAAAGGGUGACUUCCCCUGGGACGAGAAGGACUUCAGGUACUUGGCGGUCACCGUGGCUGGAGUCAGUUCAGUUCUGCUGUAUUUAUACUUCAGAGACAACGGCAGAGAGAUCAGCUGGAAGGACUUCGUCCACCGCUACGUGGCCAGGGGAAUGGUGGAGCGCUUAGAGGUCGUCAACAAACAGUAUGUCAGAGUCAUCCUGGUGCCGGGAGCCGACCCUGAUGCGAGCUACGUCUGGUUCAACAUCGGCAGCGUCGACACGUUUGAGAGGAAUCUGGAGGCGGCGCACACGGAACUCGGCCUGGAGCCGUCACACAGACUUGCUGUCAUCUACAGCACAGAGAGUGACGGCUCCUUCCUGUUGAGCAUGAUACCCACCCUGCUGCUGAUUGGCUUCCUGCUCUUCACCCUGCGGCGAGGACCAAUGGGAGGAGGCCCCGGCGGCGGGAGGGGCGGGCCCUUCAGUAUGAGCGAGUCCACGGCGAAGAUGAUGAAGGACAACAUUGAGGUGAAGUUCAAGGACGUGGCCGGCUGCGAGGAGGCCAAGCUGGAGAUCCUGGAGUUCGUCAACUUCCUGAAGAACCCACAGCAGUACCAGGACCUCGGGGCCAAGAUCCCAAAGGGUGCCGUGCUGUCCGGACCUCCUGGGACAGGGAAGACUCUGCUGGCUAAAGCCACAGCCGGAGAGGCCAACGUCCCCUUCAUCACCGUCAACGGCUCCGAGUUCCUGGAGAUGUUUGUGGGCGUCGGUCCUGCCAGGGUGAGGGACAUGUUCUCCAUGGCGAGGAAGAACGCCCCCUGCAUCCUCUUCAUCGAUGAGAUCGACGCUGUGGGGAGGAAGAGGGGAGGGGGGAACUUUGGUGGUCAGAGUGAACAGGAGAACACAUUGAACCAGCUGCUGGUGGAGAUGGACGGUUUCAACACGGCGACUAACGUGGUGGUCCUGGCUGGAACCAACAGACCCGACAUCCUGGAUCCUGCUCUGAUGAGACCGGGACGCUUCGACAGACAGAUCUACAUAGGUCCUCCGGACAUCAAGGGCAGAGCGUCCAUCUUUAAAGUCCACCUGCGACCAAUCAAACUGGACCCCAACAUGGACAAAGACGUUCUGGCCAGGAAGAUGGCUGCUGCCACGCCAGGAUUCACUGGAGCUGACAUCGCUAAUGUCUGCAACGAGGCGGCACUGAUCGCUGCUCGACAUCUCAACGAGUCCGUCAACGCCAAACACUUUGAACAGGCCAUCGACCGGGUCAUUGGAGGUCUGGAGAAGAAGACUCAGGUCCUGCAGCCCACAGAGAAGAAGACUGUAGCGUAUCAUGAAGCGGGUCACGCCAUCGUGGGCUGGUUCCUGCAGCACGCCGACCCGCUGCUGAAGGUGUCGAUCAUCCCGCGGGGGAAGGGUCUGGGUUACGCCCAGUACCUGCCCAGAGAGCAGUACCUGUACAGCAGAGAGCAGCUGUUCGACAGGAUGUGUAUGAUGCUCGGAGGCCGCGUGGCCGAGCAGGUCUUCUUCGGCAAGAUCACCACCGGAGCUCAGGACGACCUGAAGAAGGUCACGCAGUCCGCCUACGCUCAGGUGGUGCAGUUUGGGAUGAGUGAGAAGGUGGGACAGGUGUCGUUCGACCUGCCCCGGCAGGGUGAGAUGGUCAUGGAGAAGCCGUACAGCGAGGCCACAGCAGAGCUCAUCGACGAGGAGGUCAGGGAGCUGGUGGAGCGAGCGUACGAGAGAACGCUGGCGCUCAUAGAGGAAAAGAAGGAGCUGGUGGAGAUGGUGGGGAAGCGUCUCCUGGAUAAGGAGGUCCUGGACAAGGCGGACAUGUUGGAGCUGCUGGGCCCGCGGCCUUUCGAGGAGAAGUCUACGUACGAGGAGUUUGUGGAGGGGACAGGAAGCUUUGAGGAGGACACGAGUCUGCCAGAGGGGCUCAAAGACUGGAACCAGGAGAGAGGAGGGGAGGCGGAGGAGACGAGCCCGACUCAGGACAGACAGCAGGCCGUGUAGAGCCGCGAGACUCAGAUAAGACAAACAAACGCUUCACAUCCCAGCCGCAAAAAAACCCAACAACCAACUUGACGCUGCCUCAGUUUCACAGACUCUGGGAGGAAAAAUGAUUCCCACAGAUUAGUGAUCCAUGCCGUCAAUUGACUUUAUUUCCCUCAGGUUAAUGAUUAAGACACUUAAAUGACUGAAUCCAUCACAGCAGAUUCCGUUUCAUCUAGUCUCACCAUAGACUGCACUGAUUUAGAUUUUAAUUUGCACAGACGUGGAUAUAUUUCAGUUUUUUCUGUUAAAAUUUUCUGGAUCUUUUCUGUUGCUGAACAAAAGGAGGCAAAAACAUUAUUCAAGAGCACAAAGUAUUAUUUCAAGGACACAAAUGAAGUCAUUAAAGCGUAUGAAUUACUAAUCUGAGGGAGUGAUGGUCAGAAAUGUUCCUCACGAGAUCCACCAGGCUCCGCACAACCUACAUGUGGACUGUAGUUUCACUGAGGCUGCCAUCAGUUUGUGUUUUCACUGUUCGGACAGGAAGUUGCUCCAAACUGCCUUAACACUGAUCAGACUGACUGUUUGAAAUAUUCCCCAGCAGAGUGUGAAUGAGGCACAUUUACAGCGUGUGAACACACUGACUUUUCUUUUUAUUUAUUGUAUAAAAAGGGAGUUUCGCUCCCCGACUGACGAGGAAGAGACGGCUUGAAGAACUUUUCCUGCAGCUAAAUUUUAAACAUUUUUACUGGUUUAAAUAUUUUUGAGAAUUGAUGUGAAGUUAUUUUUGUUUCCUGCCAUUUUUACAUUUCAAUGAAGUUUUCUUUGAUUAACUGGCAGCACUGACACGUUUCACCCUGUGCAGUAGAGGUGGGAAUCUCCAGAAGACCCACGAUACGAUAUUAUUGCGACAUGCUGAGUGUUGCGAUACAAUAAAUUCUGAUAUAUUGCAA